AUGAAUUAAUCUAGUUGUUUCAUAAUCACGUGAUUCACAUCAAAAACCACCGUCCCUUUUUAUUUCUCACUCUCUUGGUUUCUACCAUCAAUCGCCAUUUCCAUCUUUCCAAGAAUCGAUCAUAAUGACGCUGAAUAUAGAAACCCAAUCUCCAACAUCGUCCGUCCACUGCUCCUUCGUGAAGAUGACCCCUUCCCGUGUUUCAUUUUUCUCUCGAUUGGCAUGGCCUAUCUUAAGAAUAUCUUAAAUACCUUAAAUAUCAUUAAAAUGAUGAAAUAGAGCCGUUUAUUUUAUAAAGUCAAUUAUUUAGUGGCAAAGAAUUUAUUUUAUUAAGAAAACAGUAAUUGAAUUUCGCUUAUAAAAGAAAACGGGAAGAUGGUGAGCACUUUGAGACAUCGAUUGUUGGGUUUGGCUCGGAUCAAACAGUAAAGACAGACUGGUUCUGUCUAGUUCAAGGUUCACGAGUUACUUCUGACUCCUGAAAUUUUCCAAACAAACACAUCUCAUUCACUGGAAGAGAUAAAACAUGGCUCUGCUGGCAUUGAACAUCUCAGUGUGUUGUUUCCAACAGCAGCGUUCCCCCACUCUCUUCAAACCCACCAUUACCAAACAAACCCUCUCCCUCCCCACCGCUUCCGCUUUCUCUUCCUCUUCCUUAACUCAACUCAGCGUGGGCCAAUAUUUACCCGCCAACUACGGCGAUUGGGUUCCCAACCCCGACCCGGAGCUUCGCAGAAGAUGCGGCAUUCUGCUCCAUCCGACGUCGUUUCGCGGCCCCUACGGAAUUGGCGAUCUUGGCGACGAGGCCUUCCGUUUCAUCGACUGGCUCCACCACUCGGGUUGCUCCGUUUGGCAGGUUCUUCCCCUCGUGCCACCUGGCAGAAAGGCCAACGAAGAAGGAUCCCCUUACUCUGGCCAGGAUGCGAAUUGUGGCAACACGCUCUUGAUCUCUCUUCAAGGCCUCGUCGAGGAUGGGUUGUUGGAAAAACACGAGCUUCCUCAACCAAUUGAUGCAGAGCGCGUGAAUUUUUCACUUGUUGCUGAUGUUAAGGAUCCUUUGAUAACUAAGGCUGCAGAGAGGCUCAUUUCAAGUGAAGGGGAACUCAAAACACAGCUUGAGAAUUUUCGUCGGGACCCUGACAUAUCAAGCUGGCUUGAAGAUGCAGCCUAUUUUGCUGCUAUUGACGACAGUUUAAACACAAUCAGCUGGUACAAUUGGCCUGAACCUUUAAGAAAUCGCCAUCUUGUAGCUCUAGAAGAUAUUUACCAACAAAAGCGAGAUUUUAUAAAUGUAUUUAUUGCCCAACAGUUCUUGUUUCAAAGGCAGUGGCAGAAAGUUCACAGCUAUGCACAGAGUAAGGGAAUCAGCAUAAUGGGAGACAUGCCAAUAUAUGUUGGUUAUCAUAGCGCAGAUGUUUGGGCAAAUAAGAAACAGUUUUUACUGAACAGGAAGGGCUUUCCUCUUUUAGUUAGUGGUGUUCCUCCUGACGCAUUCAGUGAAACCGGCCAGCUCUGGGGCAGCCCCCUGUAUGAUUGGAAAGCCAUGGAGAAAGAUGGAUACUCGUGGUGGGUACGUCGCAUACGACGUGCACAAAAUUUAUUUGAUGAAUUUAGGAUUGACCACUUUAGAGGAUUUGCAGGAUAUUGGGCUGUUCCCUCUGAAGCAAAAGUAGCUAUGCUUGGAAAGUGGAAGGUAGGACCUGGAAUAUCCUUAUUUGAUACCAUUUUCAGAGCUGUUGGAAGGAUUAAUAUUAUAGCAGAAGACUUGGGAGUUAUCACUGAGGAUGUAGUCCAACUAAGAAGAUCCAUUGGAGCACCUGGAAUGGCUGUUCUCCAAUUUGGGUUUGGAGGUGAUGCUAAUAACCCUCAUUUGCCUCAUAAUCAUGAGUGCAAUCAAGUUGUCUAUACAGGGACUCAUGACAAUGACACAAUUGGAGGUUGGUGGGAAGUUUUGAACCAAGAAGAGAAAUCCAAUGUACUACGUUAUCUUUCAUUAAAUGAGGGAGAUGACAUUCCAUGGGCGCUAAUCCAGAGAGUAUUGGCUUCUGUUGCUCAAACAGCAAUAAUACCUAUGCAAGAUGUUCUUGGAUUGGGUAAUUCUGCCAGGAUGAAUAUUCCCGCAACUCAGUUUGGAAACUGGGGUUGGAGAAUUGCAAGUUCGGUGAGCUUUGAUGGCUUGGAGAGAGAGGCAGACAGACUCAGAGAAAUGCUUUCAAUGUAUGGCCGACUUUGAAUAUGGAAUUCCUUUUUGAGUGUAAAGUAGAAGAGUUUGCUUUGCAACGACAGCUUAAGUGGAAAAUGCUAUAGUAUGCAUGAUAUUGAUAAAUCAAAGCUGGGUGCUUGUGUUGGUCAAGUAAUUUGAGAAUGUUAGAUGCUUCAAUGGAAAUUUGUAAAAAUGAUAAUGCCUAGCUCUUACAUCUUGUGAUGCCAUAUAACAUAUGAUCGUUUAAAUAAGGAAAAAAAAAUGGCAUGUUAUAUCAAUUACUAUUUCAUAGAAAUGUUUAUUAACAAAAAAAUCGCAAAGAAGAUGUGAGUGUCACAAUGUGAAUGUAACGCUGGAGUACAAUUACUCACUCGAAUAUUUUUGCAUGUGGCAAUAGCAGCCAAAGUGCAUGAUUAGAUUUAGAGUUUGCCACAACAGCCAAUCAGAGAAAAGGCGAUUUACAACUUGCAGCGGGUAUUGCAUUCAUCCUGGUCAAGCCACUUUUGAUCCAAAUUUGGGAUGUUUGGUUGCUAUAAAGCAAGAUCGAUUUAGCUGACACAAAAUCCAAGUUGGGUAUGAAGUAACCUCGGGUAGCUUUUGCUUCAUCCAGAAUUUAUUUGUCCUUUAGCAUCUAUUUUUUGCUUGUUGCAUUUACUAUUCAUGCUUCCUUGCUCUGCUACUAUUGGAUGUGUUCUUCUUCUCUUACUUUUCAUGCUCUUGAAUCUUGAUUAUAUCAGAGUUUUCAAGCUUGGAUAAA
Molecule: messenger RNA, 2960 nt
Organism: Glycine soja
Lineage: Eukaryota; Viridiplantae; Streptophyta; Magnoliopsida; Fabales; Fabaceae
Product: 4-alpha-glucanotransferase, chloroplastic/amyloplastic-like
Exons: 15
Coding region: 527-2233 (568 amino acids)
Biological process (GO): carbohydrate metabolic process
Molecular function (GO): 4-alpha-glucanotransferase activity
Source: RefSeq, a predicted model, not a curated record